UAUCAGUAUGUGGUUUCCAUGAUUCCUUAAUAAUAAAGAAUCCAAGCGAUUGAACUAUUCUUAUUGCAUUUGCCUCACCUAACUCAAAAGAUGGAUAGUGGAUGCCAGUAUCAAAGUAUACAGUGUAAUCGAAGCGCGGAUUGAACCAUUUUACAUUCCUACAAUUAUAAUAAUAAUAAUAAUAAUAUAACACAUCAAUAUUAAAUUCAAAUCCUAAACCCUAAAAAGCUCGUCGGAAAAAUUCUUCAAAGUCCACAAUGAGAAAAAUACUUGAUUACUAACGAAUGAUGGUUGCAUGUGCACAGAGUACAACAAAUUUCAGCUUCUCCGAUGUGUUUUCCGGCAAAAUGUCGAUUUUUAUGAUUUCUAAGUUCUCUGAUAGUGGGUGGAGUUUUCUGAAUAGUUCCCAACGCCAAUUUUGUAAGUUUUUUAGUUGGCGACAAGUAGUAAUUUUGUCGGUGGCAAAUAACAUGCCCCUAAACAAAUCCUACAUCCAUAAAGCAAGAGAGAGAUCCAUGAUUCAUAAAUUCGUAACUGGUCAUAAUUGACAAUACACGUUUUUGAGUGAAAUGGAAGAGUUCUUGUAAAGACUAUGAACUUAAACGAGCUCAUUAUGCACUGCAAGGAUAUGUGAUCUUAUGGAAAUAUCUUGGCAUGCACCCCAAAACCAAAACCGUGAAGGUCUAGACCCAAAAUGAACAAUUUCUUGUCGACAAAAGAUUCAGGAUGUUGCAAUACGCACAUCGUUUUUUCUCUGCCCGGAAAUUAUUUUUCCCCCCUCAAAAUCACAGAAGAAAUUUCGUCGUUAGAUGUAAAUAAAUGGCCAGCAUCACCGCCUCCGCUAAGGGAUAACGCUCGGUCUAAUCCAUUAUUAUUAAAAAAAAAUUGACUAGGACGCUAAGUUUUAUGAUCCUUUGCCACCAAAUCUUCUCCCUCGUUAAUUUGUUUGGUUGUGGUUAGACUCCAAUCCACAAAACCACACAUAAUCGUAACCAAGAGGGAGGAUCUAGUGACUAAGGGGGGUUGCUUAAUCACUUGGCUAAGCCCCUCCUAGCCCUUGGAUCUAGAUGAAGUGAUCUAAUGGUGAAAUUUAGGGAAAAGAUAAUUAAAUAGUGGGAGGGGCAAUUAUGGGAUUAUAAAAAAAUGCAUUUAAUUUUAUUUAUUUAUUUCCCUCCAACAUUCCUUUUCUGCGCUGCCAGAAUCGGCCAUGGGAGAGAGAGAAAAGCAGCGAAGUGGAGAGAACGACAACGAUGGUGGAAGAGAGGGGAGCGGCGGCAACAAUGGAGAGAGAGAAAGGAGACCUCGACGGCAGUGAUGGAGAGAGGGAAAGGAGAUCGCGAUGGGGUGACAUCGUUGGAGAGAGAGAAAGCAGAUCUAGCAUCGUUGUCGAGAAAUCUAAGGAGAGAGAGGCAGUGGUGGAGAGAGAGCGUCGACAACGAUGGAGAGAGAGGUGGUGCGACGAUGGAGAGAGAGAGAGUAGGCGGCGGCGACGACGGUUAAGAGAGAGUCGGCGACGACGGAUCUCUAUAUUUUGUCAUCUGAGGGAAGAACAAUGAUUUAUAAUGAUAGUGUUGUCGGUUUGUAUUAAUAGUACUUUUGUACGUAAUGUUAGUAUAAUUUGUAUAGUUUGUAUGUUUUGUAAUAUUAAUUUGUAUACUUUAUAUAUAUAUAUAUAUAUAUAUAUAUAUAUAUAUUGAUUUGUGAUGCAAGUUAUGUCGCUUUGUAUUGUUAGUACUCAUAUUUUGUACUCUUAGUAUGCUUUGGGUACUUUGUCACUAUCUUUUCAUUACAUAUUAUGAUGUUUACAAAUCAAUCCUAUAAAUAUUAUAAAGCAGAUUGAUAACCAUUACAAACUAUAAUGCCAACCAUUACAAACCAUACGAACAAACAUUACAAACUAGACAAACAAACAUUACAAAGUACAUUAGGUUGUUUUUUAGGCAUAAAUUCAUUACAAACAUGGUUGACAAAAAUGAUAAACAUCUUCGACAAAAAUAAUAAAGCUUACAAACAUUACAAAAGAACCCGACAAACAUUACAAAAAUAACAAAGUUUAUAAACAUUACAAAACAAUUCGACAACAUUACAAAACAUACUAACAGUACAAAAUGUCACUACUUACGAUUCACAUCGGUAAACUUGUAUUACAAAUCAAUGAAUACAAAGUAUACAAAUCAUAACAUGAAGUAUACAAACUAGACAAACAAACAUUACAAUUUACAAUAUAUAUACAAAUUAGUCAUAUAAACAUUACAAACAUAAUAGAUAAAAAAUAACAAACUAUAAUAAUAAACGAUGCAAAUCGAAUUGAUACAAAAUUACAAACCAGACUUAAAAACAUUACAAAAUAGACGUUGUCACCGGAAAACCCUCUCCGCCGCCGACGAAAAAUCUGACGAUGACGAAACUCUCUCUCUCUCUCUCUCUCUCUCAUGAGCUUGGAGGAAAAAAUUCCCCAGAACAAUGGACGGAAAAAUGAACUCCCCAAUAAUAGACAACGCCGGGAAUACGGAACCUCAUCGGAAAAGAAGUCCCGCCACCGGGAAUAUGGAACCCCGCCGGAAUAAAAAGGCUUGCCGCCAGGAAGGGACCACUUGGGGGCAUAAAAGCCCACGUCGGCCGCCGAGGAAUUUGCUAGAAAAGGCUUGGCGGGGGGAGGGCUGAGGACAAGCCAUUAUUUUUAUUUUAUUUUAAUUGUUUAAUAAGUAAACUUUGUAAUUGCCAUAUUACCCUUCAUUAAACUAAAUUAAUUUGUACCAUCAAAUUUUAAUGAGAUUCAAUGGCCGAAAUUGACUUAGUCAUGUGACUAAGGGACCCCCUUAGUCACUUGAUCUUAGCCCCAAUUAAGAAGCAUUUUACUCCGUUUGCAAUUAAUGACAAAUCACGCGAUUCCAUUGUUGUUGCAAUUUAACUGCAAACCGUAGCCUGAUUCCCAACCAUGUGCUUUCCAAAGUAAUAUGCUCUAAAAAAGACUAGCUUAUAACCCGACCCGUUGGCCAGAAUGUUCAUAUUUUUUAUUUAUAUUUGUAUGUUACCUUUAAGUUUGUCAACCUGUUUAAGUUUAUUGACAGUCCUUUGGUCUCGAUGAUACAUAAAGAGUAUAGGUUAAAAAUUCGGAGAAAUACCUUAAUCGUUUAAGAAUAUAAAAAUGAAUCCUUAUUCUCGCUUGCAUAAUGAUAAUUAAGCUCUCAUUAAAAUGCUAUUGGUUGGUUGAUUGCCAAGAAAGAGUUUAAAAGCUCACUGGAAUUCCACACAAUACAUGGAUAGUUUGAAACGAAAUCAAAACCUCACAACCUACAUAAAGGGUUCAAUGCUCUCAUUUUCAAGCGAUAUGCCACUAAUCAAAAGAUAAGAAAAGUUACCCUCAAGUCAACCAUAAACUAACAACUCACUAAACGGAGACCAUCAAAACUUCAUACCAAUCGAAAAAAAUUAGGGUAAUAGGUUGGAUCAAAGUAAUAAGCCACAAAAUUAAAC
Linum trigynum is the source of this 3477-nucleotide messenger RNA. The record is from the annotation of a GenBank genome assembly. NCBI's taxonomy places the organism in Eukaryota, Viridiplantae, Streptophyta, Magnoliopsida, Malpighiales, Linaceae.